AUGUUAGAGGGACUUGUUGCCUGGGUACUCAACACAUACCUGGGCAAAUAUGUCAGCAAUCUUAACACUGAUCAACUCUCUGUUGCUCUUCUUAAAGGAGCGGUAGAGCUUGAGAAUCUUCCCUUAAGAAAAGAUGCACUCAGAGAGUUUGGUCUUCCCUUUGAAGUCAAAGCAGGCUUCAUUGGGAAGAUUGUACUUCAGAUCCCCUUCUAUCGGCCUCAUAGUGACCCAUGGGUCAUCUCCAUGUCUCAGCUGAACCUGAUUAUUGGCCCUGUCCAACCCCAGGAAUACGAUGAGGCACAAGAAAAGGAAGCUGAGCGGGAGCAAAAAAAACAGCUGCUCAAAGCUUAUGAGGACAAAUGGAAGCUUGAAAGUGAACAGAGGGGCGAGUCAUACUGGUACUCAGUCACUGCUUCAGUGGUCACCAGAAUAGUUGAAAAUAUUGAGUUGAAGAUUCAAGGUGUGCACUUGAGGUUCGAGGAUGACUUCUCCAACCCAGAAAAGCCAUUUGCCUUUGGAGUUUGUAUUAAGAAUGUAUCAGCACAGAACCCCUCCAAAGAACCAGCUCAGAAACUUAUGCGGCAGAAGCAGCUCGAGAUUGAGGAGUUUAGUGUGUACUGGGACACACAGUGCACUCUGCUUGCUGAUCUUCCUCCAGCUGAAAUACAGGAAACAAUGACCACAUGUAUGCAGAGCCGAGAACACCAGUACAUAUUUGAACCAGUGUGUGCAUCUGUCCUGCUGAGGAGAAAUACAUCAAAAGAACCGCUGCGAUCUCGCCACACUCCCCGUAUUGAGGGCCAGGUCCAGCUGGAACCACUUUCACUACAUCUUUCACAAGUUCAGUAUCAGCAAAUAAUGGCUUUCCUUAAAGAGCUUGACAGACGAGAGAAGGAAAUGCUUUACCGCAAAUGGAGACCCAAAGUCCCUGUCUUAGGAAACUGCCGACAGUGGUGGAUAUUUGCUAUCACUGCUAACCUGGAAGCAAUCAUGGAGAAGCGGAGGCGGAGUACCUGGAACUUUGCCCUUCAGCGUGCUUGUGAUGCCCAGCUCUACACAAAACUUUACGCACAGCGACUGAGGGGAGAUGCGCUAAGUUCACAAGAGGAGAAAGAUUUUGAGAGAAUUGAAGAUGAGCAGACUUUGGAGGAGUUGCAGAGUCUCAGGGAAAUUGUUCAUGAUUCCUUGCGAAAACAGGAAGAAAUCGCAGAGAACAUAAGAGAGCCCAUGACAGAGCCAAUACCCUCUUCAUCAUCCACUUCCAUUCCUAAAAGUCACAGUUCUGGAAUGAUCCAGUAUUUGCAGUCUUGGUUUCCUGGCUGGGGUGGGUGGUACGGAUGUGUUGAGAAGGGGCCAGAUGGCCAGCCAGUGGCAGAUGAGCUCAUGCCAUCAAGUAGCCAGUGGGAUAUUCUGACUGAAACAGAGGACCUUUUUGACCCUCUGGAAGAUUCUCAUACGUUGAAUACCUUCACUAAGAGGGAUCACCUCUUCGCUCGGCUGGACUUCUCACUGAGAAAAGCAACUGUCACUCUUUUCCAGAAAGAUCAGUUGAAUUGUUUCUCAAACGAUAGUGGGGUUAUUCAGUUGGAGUUUUCAGGAGUGAAGAUUGGCAUUGAGUCUCUACCCCGAUCAGAGACCUCUUUGCUCUCUGUAAAGCUUGGAGGCCUGUUUCUCAGAGACCUUACUACUCAGGGAUCCAUUUUCCCUUUUUUGGUCUCACCUAAACUGGAUAAGAAUCAGUCAUUUGGACAGAGCUGUAGCACAGAAAGCAGCACUGCAUAUGAUAUGGAGUCGUCUGCAUCUCCGGUCUUUGAGAUGAUCUAUGAGCGUAACCCAAUAAGGUGUAAAUUUGAGAGAAGACUGGAAGUCAAUACUAGCCCUCUUAACAUCAUCUACAAUCCCCAAGCCAUAAAGAAAGUGGCAGACUUCUUCUACAAGGGUCGGGUUCAUACAUCAGGAUUUGGAUAUCAGUCUGAAUUAGAGCUGAGAGUGGCAGAGGCAGUAAAGAGACAAUACAUCAAGCUGAAAAUGCAGACAAAGGCAGAAAUCCGUCAGUCCAUCGACCAGCUGCUAGUUGGAGAGUUCAUAGAGAAUAUCAAGCGAUGGACAAUGAAGUUAGAUAUAUGUGCUCCUCAAGUUAUUUUUCCUGAUGAUUUCCAGUCUGAAGAUCCCAUGCUGGUGGUUGUUGAUCUCGGGCGUAUCUAUCUUAGCAAUUCACAAGAGGCUCCCAAAACACAAUUCAAAGCUGCUCAGUCAGAAGAUGAAUUAAGUGAUGAGGAAUAUCAGACUCCACUUGCGACGCCUCCUAACUCUCCUCCACCUGAACCAAAUUUAGAGUUUAAAGGGCAUGAUAAGAGUCUUGACCUCUCUAGCCUUAAAUCAACAGAGGGAGGCCAGUCCUUCAGCAGGGUUCUCUACGAAAAGUACUCUUUAUCUUUUAAAGACCUGCAAAUAAUGGUUGGUCGCUACAAAGACAACUGGAAACACCUACAGAGCGAUGUGGGGCCCACCCAUGUAGUGGAAAAAUUUAAUGUGCUCUUACAGUUAGAGCAGAGGUUGCGAUACACCACAGACCCUCAGCUUCCUGGGGCAGUUCUUUCAGGAACUUUACCAGACCUCAAAGUUCACAUCAACCUGGAGAAAAUGACUGCACUCAGAAGCUGUCUUGCUAGAUUAAGUAGUGCAAGUGUCGACGAGAGCAAAAUUGAUAAGGCAGAAAGCGUCAAGUCUCCUGACCCUUUAGCUUUCUCCCAUGACAAGACGUUUGAGAGGGAGAACAGUCUAUCAAAGCUUCAGGAGUAUGACCGAAAUCUUACAAAGAGUGUGAUGACCCUUGAGCAACACACACGAGAAGUGCUGGUCGAAUCCAGGCUUCUCCUUGCAGAAUUUAAAAUCAACUACAUGCAGCUUGGUAUUGAAAGUGAAGGCCAGUAUAUAUCUGUCCUCAAGGUAUUUAAUACUAAUGCUCAUUUUGUAAAAAGACCCUAUGAUGUUGAGGUCUCUUUGACAGUCCAUGGUCUUCUCCUGGUGGACACCUUGCAGACAUAUGGGUCUGAUUUUGACCUGCUUGUGGCAUCACAUAAGCAUCUCAGUUUUGAUGUGCCCACUGGCAGUCUAAGAGAAAGCCAGCCCACAUCACCAGUGUCACAAGACGGGAAGUCUGCCGAGUAUUCAGACCUUGACGUUUUCAGAGACCAGGAGGCUCUCAUUAAACUGGAGUAUCAGUUCAUCAGCUCAGACUGUCCCUCCAUGAACUUAAAUAGCUCACUACAGGUUACCACCAUGCAGGUUAACAAUUUGGAUAUUAUUCUUAAUCCCGAAACCAUCGUACGACUGCUCCGAUUUUUACAACAGUCCUUUCCUAAAGAAGAAUCCACAUGGACACCUUUAACGCAGCAAACACCAACAAUGCCCAGUGACCAGGAGCAAGAGGAAGACUUUCAGUCUACUUAUCAACAGAAUAAGGAGUUAACCGUUGAGAUCCAUAGGUUAAAUUUACUGCUCUUACGAACUGUUUCAGCUGAAACAACCUCAAGUACUGAAAAGAGAUGUAUGAAAAUUGCCACAGCCAGUAUAAAUGGGACAAAAGUCAAUGUUUCCAUGGGAGGUCGACUAGAUGUAAAUGGCUCCCUAGGGUGUAUACAGCUUGUUGAUUUGACACAAGAAGGCGGAAAAAGUCAAUUUGUGGUCAGUAUUGGAAAUUUAGAAGCUAGCUCUUCAGAAAGUGUUGCAUACCUACCUAGUUCUGGAUCAUCUUCUUCUGAUGCAUUAAAUUUCCACUUUUUGGAAAAGUCCCAAGGAGAGUGCUUUUUAGAGCUUCAUAUGGCAUCAUUACACUACAACCACUCAGCAAAGUUUUUAAAAGAGCUUAGUCUUUCUGCCAAUGAGGUGGAGGGAACCUUUCGCUCCAUGGUAAAGAAUGCUGCCACUAAAGUUUCGAAUGUUCUGGCUACCAAAACGGCAGAGUACACUGGCAUGGUAUCGCUCUUCGAGACCCCAUCCAGAAGAUCCAGAACUCAGAGUCAGUGUCAUUGGACAAUGGACCCAGUUGAAGAUGAAACGGAUCAUACUGCUCUUGAGGAUGAACCAUCUUUGGAUGCAUUUUUGGUCAAACUCACUCUAAACAUCAAUAUCGAAUCACCAGUUGUAUCCAUUCCUCGGAAACCUGGUCACCCGGAGCUUCUUGUUGGUCACCUCGGGAGCAUUGCUAUUCAAAACUUUGUUGCAGGGCAAGGCUCGGACGGGGAGAAAUUGCAAGUUGAAGUCAAGGAUAUAAGGCUGUAUUCUGUCAACUUAAGUCAGCAGGUUCUGCAGAAAACGUCCACCUUGGGGCAAUCACCUUCUCAUAAUGCUUCAGUCAACCUGGAUGAGCCACAGUUUACUCGCCAUGACUUCUUUGAGUAUCUAAAUCGUGGAAAAGCCUUUCACAUUCUUAAAGACACCACCAUCCAGCUCACACUUGAGAAGCUUCCCAUUGAUAAAGACACACACUUUACAUUUCUGCCAUGUGAUGAAACAUUCACCAGUACAGGGGUCCUGAAAGUCGAGGGCAAAUUUGUAAAUGCAGUUCAGGUUUUUCUUUGUAAGCACGUAUAUGAACAGGUCCUUCAAACUCUAGAUAACUUGUCUUUAAUUGAGGAUCAAAAAGUAACGCCCAGUCAGCCUCCAACUCCUCCACCCCCUACACCCUCCUAUACCAAACCACUUCGCUUCCCUGAUCCACAGGGAGGGUUGUUUGUCCGGGACACCCCUCUCAUGGGAUUGUCAUACUCCUCAAUGUCAUCUUCGCUCUCAACUCCACUCCCUUUUCAGGAUUCCAGCUCUUCUAUCCAGUCUUCCACAUUUACCCAGGUCAAAGCCACCUUUAAGGUGUCCGAGCUCCAGGUGCAGCUGAGUGCUGAUCUUAGCCAAGGAUCUCAGGACCUGGUAAGUUUGUGCUUUCAGGAUUUGGAAGGAGACUUCACCAAGGAACAUCCUCACUCCCUGUCAGUGCAGCUGGCCCUGCGAUCCCUGCUCAUGGAAGACCUUUUGGAGCAAAAUCCUGACUCUAAGCACAAGCACCUCAUGGUUUCUAGAGGUGCUGCCAAACCAUCUACUUUCAGCUCUAAAGAGUACCUUUCCCAGUCGUGUCCCUCACCAUCUAAUGUUCUGUACCCAGAAAUGCCACGCUCACUGCCUGCACAAAUAGUGGAGGCCCAAAAUGUCUUCCAGUUGUAUCAGAGACACCCCAGUACUUCCACCAGAAAAACUACAAAAGAUUCAGAAUGCCCCUGCACUCCUCCUCCUUCACCUUCUCGGGAUACACCAUCCCAUCAAUCUCAACCAGAACUGGAUGACUCUUUGGUUCACAUCAACAUGCUUCUAGUGGACAGGCGGCAUCCUGAGUUUAAGACUCGCUAUGGCAGCAUCGGUCGUAGUGUUGAUGUGGACUUUAAUUGUCUCGAUGUUCUCAUCACGCUGCAAACCUGGGUUGUCAUUCUGGACUUCUUCGGCAUUGGCUCUACUGCCAACAACCAUGCUUUGAAAGUGCCUGCUACCUCCCCUCAGUCUAUAUCUGGAGAACCCCUGUACAACACAGGUCUCGGUGACGUCUCACCUGGGAAUAAUGAGGAAGAGUUCAAUGAGACAGUCAACACUAAACUUGAUCUUAAGGUUCAUUCUUUGUCUUUAGUGUUGAACAAGAGGACCACUGAGCUUGCCAAAGCUAGUGUCUCAAAACUGCUAACACACUUAGAAAUGAUUGAUGGAGAUCUUGCUUUGCAAGGCAGCCUGGGAAGUCUGUCACUAAGUGACCUGACGCCACAUGGGGACUUGUACAGGGAACGCUUUACAACACGGGGUGGAGAGGCUCUUAUUUUCAAAAUACAUAAGUAUGGAGAACCAGACCCCUUGUUGGAACGGGAGUGUGAUAUAAAGGUGUCUCUUCAAAUGGCUUCAGUGCAGUAUGUACACACUCAACGAUUCCAGACUGAGGUGGUGGCAUUCAUCCAGCAUUUUACUCAGCUGCAGGAUGUUCUGGGCAGGCAGAGGGCAGCAGUGGAGGGCCAGGCUGUGCGGGCAUAUCCACAGCGAGCCUCUCGCAUACUUUUGGACAUUGAAGCCGGAGCGCCUGUCCUCCUGAUCCCAGAAAGCUCUCAAUCAAAGCGCCUCAUAGUGGCCAACCUGGGUCAGCUUAAAGUGCGCAACUGCUUUUUGCCUGCAGGCAGUCGGGGCACAUUUUCUCUCAAAGACAAGGAUCAUAUGAAGAAUGCUCAACCUUCUUCUGAAAAUGUAAGAGAGGAUGUGUUGGGAAAUAAAGGCAAGGCCUCUAAUACUACAGCAUCUGGCUUCACUUUAGGCAAACCCCAGCAUGCUAUGUGGCAAAAUUCUGAUGUAGAUGAACUACAAAGCCCAGAUGAUCAUGUUUGUCUUCUGGACUGCAUUGCUGUGGAUCUGCAGGAGAUGGAUUUAUUUGCUGCCGAGCGACUGCCCUGGGAACCAUGGGACAGCGGAGUAAAGCACAUGGACACAGACCUGCUAUUUCCUUCCUAUUCAGUGCGCAGGACAGGAGGCAGUCUGCUGAAGGAGCGCUGUUGGCUUAAACUUAAAGUAGAACGCAACCUGGACAGGGAACUCAGUCACGCCGUCCCAGACAUGUCCAUUCAUGGCAACCUGUCAUCUGUGCACUGUUCCUUGGAUCUAGAGAGGUACCAUUUAAUCCGAGGUCUGCUAGAGCACAACUUGGGAGAGCCUGUGGAGGAGUUUCUCAGACCAUACAACUUACAGGACCCCAGCAUCUAUACGGUGCUGAGUGGUGACGUUUAUACAGGCCUCUCCUUCUUAGUCGACAUGAAGAAUGUUAGUCUGGAGUUGCUGGAUGGCCCAAAAUCAUCUGGAAAUAAACAGUCUUUGGCCAGGUUUGACUUUAUGAAAUCCAAGUUGCUGUUUGAGAGUUUCUCUGAUGGAUCCAAGUCUGUGAACCUGGUGUCUCAUUCACUCCUGGCCUAUGACACACGUUGUACUGGGGCUAGCAAACCCACAGGUGGAAAGCACAACGUAUUCGACUGCAUUCUACAGCCCUCGAAGACUGGUAGCAACAGAGCUUCCCUGCAGUUAGAGCUACACUACAGAUCUACCCGUGACUCCUCAUGCUUCACUGUGGUGCUGAAUAACCUGCGAGUGUUCUUGAUGUUUGACUGGCUGCAGCUGGUCAGAGAUUUUCUUCAGAUGCCUGCAGAAAAGGAGACAGCGCCAGCACGUCAGCGCUGGCCCAGCGGCAACAGUGACCCAGGCACCACUGGUGUUGUCAUGCCCAAAACGGUCAAGACUGGUGUAGUUACAAAACGCUCCACCGUUCCGGUCACCCAAGAAAAAUAUCUGGAGGUCAAGCUGAAUGCAACAGGGACAGAGUUCGUGGUUGUUGAAGACUCUUCUUGUUUGGACACCAAUGCCAUCAUUUUAAAGGGCACCACUGUGCUGACCUACAAGCCUCGUCUGAUAGAUCGACCCUUCUCUGGCAGCUUGGCUGGCAUUGAGGUGUUCUCCUGUCGGCUGGGCAGCGAGCAGGAAACAGCUCUGUCCAUCAUUGAUCCUGUCAAUGUGCAGGUGGAGCUGUGUGGCAGCCCCACCUAUCAGAGCAGCUCAGGCUUGCUGGAUGCCUUUAACAUAGAGGAUCUCCCUCCACUACUGGAGAUUCAAUUUCCAACUCUGGAUAUUCGACUGUCCUACAAUGAUGUGCAACUUUUCCUGGCUAUUGCUAAAUCCAUUCCCACUGGCUCUGCUGAUGCUGCUGACCUCGCUAUAACUGACUCAUCCACUGCCAGUCUAGACGUCACUUCUAAACCAAAAGACGACUUUAGGCUUAAAACAGAAGCUCUACUGGAGGGUCAGCUAACACACCUGCUGAACCUGGGUUUUAAGAAGGAAGACUGUAGACGAGCUCUCAUUUACUGCAAAGGUCAGCUGGACCAGGCUGCCACAUGGCUGCUGGAGAAUGCAGAAAGCACAUCUGGCAGGAACCGGGACGACUCUGAUUCAGGCUCCCACUCAUCUUAUCCGCUGUCUGGGGUGGAGGUGAAAGCUGAGAGUGUGUGCAUCUGUUUCAUCGAUGACUGUCUGGACUGUGAUGUUCCGUUGGCUGAGUUCACCUUCUCACGGCUGUCGGUACUGCAGAGAAUUGGAUCCACUCAGGAAGGAAAAGGCAAUUUUGCUUUGUCUGGAGAUUACUACAACCGAGAGCUUUCAGGCUGGGAGCCGUUUCUCGAGCCCUGGCCCUGUGUCCUGACUUGGCAGCAGCAGGCGGCAGGCCGGCUCCAUCCAUGUCGCCUGAGGUUGGAAGUACAAGCCAGGCAGAGACUAGACAUUAACAUCACCUCCGUCUUAUUGGAGCAGUACAGCACCACCAAGACAUCAUGGUUAGCAGAUUACUGCAAGGAAGACGAGCAGUCGCCACAGUCCUCCACCUCCGCGUCUUGGAUGGGCUCCUCUGUGGACCCCCCCAACCUUGGCCAGAGUGUUCCUCUUGCCCACCUUAGAACUAGAAGCACUGCCAGCUUGACUUGCCUUGAGCAGCAGAUUCAUGCCCGAGCUGACGUAAAACUUUCUAAGAGGCGGCAACCAUUUGUUCCAUAUGCCUUGCGUAACCAUACUGGCUGCACUAUGUGGUUUGCCACCCUCACCACCACCCCAACCAGGGUGGCGCUGUCCCAUAGCAGUAGUGCUGAUUCUAUAUCUGAUGUGCAUGGGCCCGGAACAGAUGACACACACAACGUCAGUCAGUGGAGAGAGGUGCUGCCAGGACAGGAGAUUCCUUUUGAGUUUGAGGCCCGUGAAAAGCUUAGGCACAGACACACACAUGAGCUGAAGCUGCACCAGCUCCUGGUGCGUGUUGGAGGCUGGGAGCAAGUAAAGCCUGUCUCGGUGGAUAAAGUCGGUGUGUUCUUUCGCUACGCCGCUCCUGAUCGCAACAACCCCUCCAACACGGUUGGAAGCCCAGUCAGCAGAACCAACAUCAUCCAUCCGCAUGUAUAUUUUUCAGCUUUACCUCCUGUCAGAGUGGUCUUCUCUAUUACAAUGGAGGGUAGUGCACGCAAGGUCAUCACAGUACAGUCUGCUCUUAUGGUGAAAAAUCGCCUAGAAGUGCCGAUGGAGGUCCGACUAGACAGUCCUUCAGCUCCAGACAAACCAGUUGUUCUACCACCUAUUCUGCCUGGAGAAGCCCUUGCUAUCCCUCUUCACUUGACCUCCUGGAGGCUGCAGGCUCGGCCUAAAGGUCUGGGGCUGUUCUUUUGUAAGUCUCCAAUUCACUGGACCAGUGUGGAGCGUCCUGGCGAUGUCAACAGCAGCAAGAGGGAGUGCCAGUCUGCUGACUACGAUGACCAGAACAAACGCAGUUUCAGGUUUUGUGUGGUUAUCAAGAAAGAGAACUAUCCUGACCAGCAGCCUGCCAAAGUUGUUGCUGGAAGCUCCCAGCAGAUCUACCGACAACCAGGUCACACCAUCUACUUUCUGCCUACUUUAGUACUGACUAACCUGCUGCCCUGUGACCUUAACUACUACAUUAAAGGCACAUCAAUCAAGGGAACCAUGAAGCCGGGCAAAGAGGCAGUGCUCCAUGCUGCAGACACCUCACAGAAUUUAGAGUUGGGUGUUCUUUUGGAGAACUUCCCUGUGUGUAAGGAACUUCUGAUUCCUCCUGGAACUCAAAACUACGUGGUGCUCAUGCGUCUGUAUGACACAAACAAACGACAGCUGUCUCUUACCAUCCGCAUCAUUCUCCGAGCCAAGGGGGCACUCAGGAUCCUCAUCUCUGCCCCUUAUUGGCUCCUCAACAAGACUGGCUUGCCCCUGAUCUUCCGCCAGGAUAACGGUAGAGCAGAUGCUGCCGGCCAGUUUGAGGAGCAUGAGAUGGCCAGGAGUCUGAGUCCACUCCUAUUCUGUUACACAGACAAAGAACAACCUAGAAUGUGCACUAUGCGUAUUGGUAAAAAGAUUCACCCAGAAGGUGUUCCAGGCUGGUGUCAGGGUUUCUCACUGGAUGGGGGACGUGGAGUAAGAGCAGUUAAAGUAAUCCAGCCUGGAAACAGACCCGGACUCAUUUAUAAUAUAGGAAUUAAUGUGAGGAAGGGGAAGGGGCGUUACCAAGACACCCACAUCGUGACAUUUGCACCUCGCUAUAUGCUUGAUAAUCAGUCUUCACACAGGUUGGCAUUCUCCCAAAGAGAGUUUGCUAGAGGGAAGGGUACAGAAAAUCCAGAGGGUUAUAUCUCGUCUUUGCCGAGCUCCAAUGUGGUGUUUCACUGGCCCAGGAAUGACUAUGAUCAACUGCUGUGUGUCCGGCUUAUGGAUGUACCUAACUGUACCUGGUCUGGAGGGUUUGAAGUUAACAAACCAAAGUCUUUUCAUGUCAAUAUGAGAGACACUUUGGGUAACUGCUACUUUCUCCGUGCUGAAAUCGCCCUAAAAGGAGCAACCUAUAUAAUCUCAUUCAGUGACACUGACCAGUUACCCCCACCCUUUCGAAUAGACAACCUGUCAGAUGUGCCAAUUCAGUUUUGGCAGCAUGGAGUUCCAGAUAUCCGACUUCACACCGAGGUGAAAGCAGGCGCCGUGAUGGACUAUGCCUGUGACGAACCCAUUCUUAACCCCUACCUCACAAUUACAGUUAAAGGAGCCGGUUCCUCAGAGGUCACCGCUGACAUGAACAACUUUAGAGAGUACAACAAGCUCUACUACGAGAAUUUCAUCUACAUCGCUGCCACAUACACAUUCUCUCAGGAUGCAAGCAAAAGGCCUGGAGUAUUGAAGCAGGAAGCCAGCUGUGCUGAGCUUGUGCUUGAUGUGGAUACAAAGACUCAGAGAGUCAUCCUGAAGAAAAAGGAACCAGGAAAGCGGUCUCAGUUGUGGAGGAUGACUGGAACAGGCAGGCUCUGUCAUGAAGGCUCCUCACCACCUCAGAGUAAACCAGCACAGCCUCGACCUCUUGAAUCCUGCAUGGUGCUGGAUGUUGCUGGACUGGCUGCCGUCACAGAUAACAGGUAUGAGCCACUAAUGCUAAGGCGACCAGACAAUCGUCGGAGUACAACCCAGACAUGGCACUUUAUCAAUGGCAGGCUGAGCUGUGGAUUACCCAGACUAGUGGUGCAGGUGAGAGGGGGAAUCUCGGCUCUGUAUGAUGGUGCAGAGGUCGUACUUGGGCCUAACCUAGAGCUCGAUCUGCCUCCAGAACAGCAGUUUAUUAAUCAGAAGAUGAGACCUGGCUCUGGUGUGCUAUCUGUGCAAGUCCUCCCUGAUGGACCCACUCGUGUUCUGCAGAUCAGUGAUUCUAAUCAGCGGCGCAUGAACAGAACUUCUCCCAGCACAGAGGAAAACCAGAACAAGGAGAACAAUCAGAAGAAGGCUGCUGAGGAUGAACUCGAGAUUUUAGUGAACCUGGAGGAGGGGGUAGGCCUGUCUUUGGUCAGUAAGCUGCCUGAGGAACUGUUGUUUGCCGUGCUAUCUAACAUCAACUUGCACUUCACACAAACUGCCACCAGCCAGGUUCUGGAGCUCAGUGUGGGGAACAUCCAGGUGGAUAACCAGCUCAUAGGCACCACCAAUCCUGUGAUGCUGUGUGUGUCUCCAAACACCUAUGAGAGCAGUGCUUCGGACAGUGGACCUGCUCUGCAAGUCAACGCUGUCAAGGUUCCCAGCAAGCUCAUGCUUACAGAUCUCUUCAAGCACCUGAUGGUCACUACUCGGCGCUUUACUGUCAUCAUUGAAGAAAAACUCUUGCUUAAGCUGCUGGCUUUCUUUGGCUAUGGGAAAACAGAAGCAGAGGUCGAGAAGCUGGAUGAAAACUUGUACGAGAAGACCAGUGAGGAUGCUGGACCCCAAAAGCGCUAUUACUUCGAGAACUUAAAGAUCAGUCUCCCUCAGAUCAAAUUAAGUGUUUUCACUUCAAACAAGCUUCCUCCAGAUCUUAAGACCCUAAAGGGAACCCUGGGUAUCCCGCUGAUCCGGUUUGAGGAUGCAAUCAUUAACAUGUAUCCCUUUACUCGAGUCCACCCAUAUGAAACCCAGGAGAUCAUCAUCAAUGACAUACUCAAGCACUUUAGAGAGGAGUUGAUUAGUCAAGCUGCUCAGAUACUGGGUUCAGUGGACUUUCUGGGUAACCCUAUGGGUCUGCUAAAUGAUGUCACAGAAGGGGUCUCAGAACUCAUCAAGUACGGCAACUUGGAAAGCUUCAUCCGUAAUGUUACACAUGGAGUUUCCAACUCAGCAGCAAAGUUUGCUGGUACCCUGUCAGAUGGUCUUGGUAAGACUAUGGACAACCGGCACCAGAGUGAGCGAGAGUAUAUUCGUUACCACGGAGCCACCAGCGGGGAACACUUAGUGGCAGGCCUUCAUGGGCUCACCCAUGGCAUUAUCGGUGGGCUGACCAGUGUGAUUACAUCCACAGUUGAGGGGGUGAAAACUGAAGGGGGUGUAAGUGGGUUUUUCUCAGGACUAGGAAAAGGCCUUGUUGGAACAGUGACCAAGCCUGUUGCAGGCGCUUUGGAUUUCGCAUCAGAGACAGCACAGACUGUAAGAGACAUGGCCAGUCUGAGCAACCACAGGUUAAGUGUGCAGAGAGUAAGGAAACCCCGCUGCUGUAAGGGUCCUCAGGGACUGCUGCCUCGCUUCUCCUCCACACAGGCUGAUGGACAAGAGCAGCUCUUUUACCUCACCGAUAACAUCCACUCUGAAUACUUCAUUGCUGUGGAGACCAUAGACACCUACUGUGUACUCAUCUCUUCUAAAGCCGUGUACUUCCUUAAACCUGGGAAUUACGUGGAUCCAGAAUCCAUUUUCCUGGAGGUCAAAUAUGAUGAUCUCUACCACUGUCUGGUCUCCAAGGACCAUGGAAAAGUGUAUGUUCAGCUUACCAAGAAAGCUGAAAACAGUAGUAGUGGGGUGGCUAUGCCAGGACCAUCACAUCAAAAGCCAAUGGUUCAUGUGACGAGUGAGAGUCUGGCUGUAAAGAUCUCCCAAGAAAUCAACUAUGCCAAGAGUCUUUACUAUGAGCAGCAGCUCAUGUUGCCCCCAAGUGAGAAUGAGGAUAGCUUAUUAUUGGAUUCUUAAUAAAUGUCAUGCACCAGGUAUAUGCUUAUUAAUUUCUCAAAGGCAUUUUUUUAUGUUUUUGGGGGUUUAUUAUUUACCAAGGAGCGAGCACCAAGUUGCGCAGAACUUAAGACAAGCUGACAAGGAAGAAUUGGUUUGGUGGUGCAAACUAGGCUGGUGUAAUAUACUUGUAAUCUAUUAAGCACACAUUUAAAUACAAAUAUGCAAGAUUUUAUUGAAAUUCUAAGAUUAUUUUACAUACGUUUGUAAAAAAAUAAGUUGUAUUUGUUGCUACUUAUGCAUACAACCAAUCUUGUACAUGUUUGUUUAUAGGGCAAACUUAAAGCCAGUGUGACAAUAAUAAUAUGGCAUGUAUUGUACAUACUAUUAAGACAUUGUGGGAUAAUAUUAUUGCACAAAACUGCCUUUAAUAUAGUUUAUAUAUAUAUAAAUAACAUGAUUGUGUGAUUAUUGUGUAAAUUCUACUGAUUUAGAUGUAAGAAACUGUUGCUUUGCUGCUACACUAAAGAUUCACUGUUGAGCGAGUUCUGGCAUUAAACACACACUUACACUCACUUUCAUAACCGCUUAUCCAGCCAGGGUCAUGGGGGGGGGCCUGGAGCCUGUUUCAGCUUUUCAAUGGACGCAAGGCACACUGGACGGGGCUCAUACACACACCCAUUCACCUAUAGGGCAAUUCAGGAUCUCCAAUUAACCUGACUGCAUGUUUUUGGACUGUGGGAGGAAACUGGAGCUGCCGGAGGAAACCCAUGCAGACACGGGGAGAACAUGCAAACUCAGCACAGAUCGAACCCAGGACCUUCUUGCUGUGAGGCGACAGUGCUUCCCACUUAGCCACCGUGCCACCCACACACCUACAGGAAAGUGUAAAUAAAGUCUGACUGCAAUUUUAGCUCUUUACAUGCACACCAGAAUUAAUGUCAUUUUUUUUUAUAAUUUAUUUUUCUAUAAUCCAUUCCAAUUUGAAACAGUACACCAAUUUGUCCUUCAAUUUUCAUUCAUAAUUUUCCAGGAUGAAAAAUAGAAAUCAGUCACAAUGAUACCCGGCUAAUUUAUUAUUUGACCUGGACAUAACCCGCUUUGUUUUAUUAUUAUUAUUAUUAUUAUUAUUAUUAUUAAGAAUAAACUGUAACGGCUCUGCUGUGAUAAUUAAUGGAAUCUGUUGCCUUUUAUUGCUGCUGAUAUGUUGACACUUGACUUGUGUCUUAUAACAAGCACUGGUUCUGAUUUUCUUCACUCUUUAUGCCACUAGUUAGAUUUUAUUUUUAAAUAUCAUACUACUGCUAUAAAAUGAAUGAUGCUACUCUGAUCAAUCUACACAUGUAUGUAUAUGUUUACAUUUUUUAACAUUUUUUACCCUAUCACUACUCUCAUUUUUACCUUAAUACCCUGUUUGACCUAACACUAAAAUUAAGUUCACUUUUUCCUUUCUGUCUUAGUGUUGAGGAAGCUUAUUUUUGGCAUUUUGGUCUUUCAGUAACACCGUGCUGAUGUCCUUAUUCCAUAUAAGACAAAUAGGCCAUGUUUAUCACCAUCAAAGCGUGCUAGUUUAUUGGAUCUGAUUAGCGAUGAUGAGGAAUUUUGUUAAUCACUAGAAACGUCUUUACAUCUGCAGUACAAUGCUGGUGUACUGUUUUGCACAGUAUUGGGGUGUUAAUCUGCAGUCACAAGUGUUAAGUCAAAUAAUAGGGCGGCACAGUGGCUCAAUGGGUAGCACUGUUGCCUUACAGCAUUUUACUUUUACUUUUAGUAACACAGUGCUGUGAAAAGUAACAACUCUCUUUCUGGUUGCCUCCUUCAUACUGCAUAUUUGUUAUACUGGAUACAUUUAGAUCUUGACAAAACAUGAUAUUACAUAAAGAAUUUUAAAACAGCACAUUUGCUAAAGUGCACUUUGAUUAAAUUCUACUUUUUUCAGCCAUUCAGAUGUUGUGUGUGUGUGUGUGUGUGUGUGUGUGUGUGUGUGUGUGUGUGUGUGUGUGUGUGUGUGUUUUAACCACUGUCGUUUUGCCUAACCAUGUUAUGUCAGCAGUGAUAUUAUAGCGAUCCCAAAAUGACUGAUGUGUGUGAGCGCAGUUAGAAGAAUACACAAGUGUGUUCAUGUAAAUACAGCAGUGUGAAAAUGGUAGCGGGUGAAUAAAACUGCCAUAUAAUGUAAAUCAAAUCACACAUUAUGCAAAUCUCAUUCAGUUUAAAUGUAAAUUAUAAAGGCUAAAUAAACUUAUGUUUUUUAAACAAA
This is a messenger RNA of Trichomycterus rosablanca, 15319 nucleotides long. It is a transcript of the gene vps13d, whose product is annotated as vacuolar protein sorting 13 homolog D. Gene Ontology annotation, cellular component: extrinsic component of membrane. The record is from RefSeq and is a predicted model, not a curated record. Gene Ontology annotation, biological process: protein retention in Golgi apparatus; mitochondrion organization; protein targeting to vacuole. NCBI's taxonomy places the organism in Eukaryota, Metazoa, Chordata, Actinopteri, Siluriformes, Trichomycteridae. The transcript is spliced from 69 exons. Gene Ontology annotation, molecular function: protein binding. Bases 1 to 13080 code for a protein of 4359 amino acids.